CUCGGCGCGAGCACCCGGAUGUAGGGCGUGGCGAGGCGGCAAGAUGGCGGAUGGUGCCAGCGGAGGGGGACGGGGCUCGGCGACUGUAGCGCCCACUUCCAGGCGCAAACGCAAACGGUCGAGAGUCCGACGCUGUUCCAGUUCAGCGCACGAGGUGGGGGAGAGCCCAGCCCUAUGUUGCGCCCAAGUGGAGAGCAGAGCAGCCAAGCAGGGGCCCACGCUGGAGGACCAGGCGCCGCCGCCCAGUGCCAAGAAGUCCAGAAGGAAGACGGUAGAUCCAGGCCUAGCAGAAGACUCCAUGCCAGUGCAAGCUCAGCACCAUUACGGUCGUCACAACCACCACCACCACCACAGCAUCGCCGUCAGCGCGGGGCCGAGCGACGGAGAGAGCGCUGGCACCGACACUCCCCGCUCCUGUCGCCGCAGUCGACCUCUGACCCCCUGGACUCGUCGUUCGGCUCGUCUGGCCUGCCGUCUGCCGUGCGCCCCUUCGUCACCCCGUCCAUGGUGGAGAAAGACGCUGGUGUAGGUGCGGCCGCCUUGAACCGCAGCCUCCAGCGUGUGCAGCAACAGCAGCAGCAUGCCAGCUCCGAGGCCUCGCGCCUCAACCUCAUCAAGCUGAGCCAGAUCCGCUCGGCCUUCAGCAACCAUCACCAUCACAACUCGCACAACCACCACAAGCAGGCCAUGGGGCACCGGAAGCGGAUGAAGGUGGAGGCUGUGGACAAGGACCUGGACGCCUGUCGCAGCAACGGCGUCGACCUGCUGGGGGAGGCGGGCGCCGCAGUCAAAGACAACAACAACUGCAGCGACACGGCGGAUGCCAACGUCAAGGGCGGUAUUCGACAGGUGAAGGAGGAACCUAUGGACACGUACUCCCCCGGCCACUCACCUGGCGAACCUACCAAGGUAAUUCAGACAGAGCCCGUCGACCUGUCCAUGAACCGAAGAAUAGCCGGAAGUGACGUGUUGCUUGCCCACGAGGGACUGGACCUGCGGGUCGGAAAGAAAGAGCCAGACGACAGUCCCGUCGCGACCCCAGAGACGGUCAGCAAGAUCGGCUCCGCUGCCCUCCUCUCACUGCGCCGCAUCAAAGAGGCGUCCGAGCAGUUCAGCCGAUACCACGAGUGUUCAAGCCCACCAAAGAGCCACCCCCACAACCAAGCCCCCACACCACCUCAGCAGCAGCCACAGCACGAUGUGUUCGCUGUGGCAUCUCUACCUUCUAAGUGUGGUGACCCCUAUGACAGUCAGAAGCAGCGACGAAGGGUACACAGGUGCGACUUUGAGGGCUGCAAUAAAGUUUACACCAAGAGCUCCCAUCUGAAGGCCCAUCGGCGCACUCAUACAGGAGAGAAGCCUUAUGUCUGCAACUGGGAUGGCUGCACAUGGCGAUUUGCGAGGUCAGAUGAGCUGACCCGUCAUUAUCGUAAACACACUGGAGACAAGCCUUUCAAGUGCCAGGUGUGUGACCGUGCCUUUAGCCGGUCAGACCACCUGUCUCUGCACAUGAAACGUCACUGAGGCAAGAAGUUGGCGUAGAGUCGUUACCUGCAUCUCAGGCGACAGUGAAGGCAGCAGUGUGCCUGUGGGCAGAACGUCCCACUAGAGUUUGACAGGAGUCCUGCGGACUUGGUGCAGCAAGGGACAACUCUUCUGCUGACACGAUUUGGGUGCAGCAGCUGCAUGCUGAGACUUUUGUGGCUGUCUUGCAAGGUGGCAACUCCUGUUUUGUGGACUAACGAAAGAUACCGACUGAAUUCUGCAAACCAACUUUUGAGUUUCAGAGUUGAGCAGCAAGCUUGUUAAUGAGGAGGGCUCAAAAGUGCUUUGGACAAUAUAAAAAUGUCUGCCAAGGCAGCAAACAAAAACGUUUCUCUACUGGUGGUGGCAGCGUCUGUGAUCCUCGCGUGUCAAUACAACUGUGACCUUGUGCCUGUUUUUUAUUUGUAUAAAAAAUUAAAAAAAACCCUACCCCUACCCGCAUAUUGGGACAUGCUCUAUGCCUCCUCCCACCCCUCCAUACAGGAAUGCUGACCUUUGUUUUUUUGACACUGCUGUGACGAGAUUAAUUACUGCCUUACUUCAACUGCUUGGACUGUUGGUGGGGAUGAUGGGAAGGCUAUUAUUUCUACCCCCUCCCCUUUUUUUUAUUAUUUUGUUAAAAGUGUGGUAGUCAAGGGGGGUGCCCUUGUAGCAUGUCCUGAUCAUGCAUUAGGAUAUGUUUUGUGAAAACAUAUUUAUUUGUGGUUCUGAACCUUUUCUGUGUACAUUCCUUUCUCUCAAGUUGCCUUGAAAAGCUUGUAAAUUGGCAUAUGUAUUGAGAGGGGUGGGAGAAUGGAAACAAGCUGUGAUGUACUGCUUCAAAGAGGACUGCUGUAGCUGCAAGCAAUAAAAAAUGAAAGUGUGGAAAGCA
This is a messenger RNA of Pomacea canaliculata, 2416 nucleotides long. RefSeq names its product zinc finger and SCAN domain-containing protein 31-like. The record is from RefSeq and is a predicted model, not a curated record. Gene Ontology annotation, biological process: regulation of transcription by RNA polymerase II. Lineage: Eukaryota; Metazoa; Mollusca; Gastropoda; Architaenioglossa; Ampullariidae. The transcript is spliced from 9 exons. Bases 175 to 1524 code for a protein of 449 amino acids. Gene Ontology annotation, molecular function: DNA-binding transcription factor activity, RNA polymerase II-specific; RNA polymerase II cis-regulatory region sequence-specific DNA binding.